AAUGGUGGCCAUUCGUAAUGUUCGGUAGACGGGAUUGCGUUGAGGAGAAAGGCCCUCAUUACAAAGCUAUCAUGAGGAAGGGUGAUAGACUCAACAUCCUUCGGCAACACUUCAAUAAGCCAGAACAGCGCAUCUGCACCACGUAUGGGAAGGUCGAGAGUCAACGAACGUAACGAAUGACAAAUGGCGACUGGGGGAUUGCGGAGGAACGGGAUCCUAAUAUCAUCUGCAUAUAGGUACUUGUACAUCCUAUGAAACGAUAUAUCGAGAACGAACUCUUCCAGGUUCGGCGCUGAUAUGGUUUUCAGAGUUACGAGUAGAUUUUCAGUGACAUGUCCAUAACCCGUCACUAGCAGCGAACGUAGAUUGGACAUGACAACUGUCCGUAUAACAUUAGCUCCCAAGAAGAUGAAAGAAUUUCGAUGAAGGGUGAGAUGUGUGAGAGCAUGGAAAUUCAGUAACACAUUGCAAAAUGUGUCAUAUCCGCCGCAGUCUGUGGACAUAACCAGGGAGGACAGAUUAUUUCUGUGGACGGGAAUUGCGAGAGACGUUGGAAGGAUAUUGGUAACAUUCAAUGAUGUUAAUCUAGGAACGCCACCUGCUAGCAGUAACAGAGGGUGCGAACCGUUAUCAUGAGGUAUGUCGAGGGAGAUAUGUUGCAGAUUUGGGGCAUGCAGCGCUCCAAAUCUAGAAAGUAAAUGAUCUAUAUCCUGGUCGGCCUUGAUCGUCAGCCUAUGCCAGCGAUCGAUGCACCAUAAGGCUUCUUCAGCCAUGUUAUUG
This is a messenger RNA of Serpula lacrymans var. lacrymans S7.9, 780 nucleotides long. RefSeq lists its product as uncharacterized. The transcript has a single exon. The record is from RefSeq and is a predicted model, not a curated record. Bases 18 to 173 code for a protein of 51 amino acids. Lineage: Eukaryota; Fungi; Basidiomycota; Agaricomycetes; Boletales; Serpulaceae.